Messenger RNA from Funneliformis mosseae, 2010 nucleotides. The record is from the annotation of a GenBank genome assembly. Lineage: Eukaryota; Fungi; Glomeromycota; Glomeromycetes; Glomerales; Glomeraceae.
AUGCCUUCGUUGUCAAGUUCUAAGUUCAAGGCUGAAAGGAUUGGAAUUAGUUUAGAAAAAUUAAACAAUAAAUUAUCGAAUUUGUUAGAAGAAAAUAAAAGGCUUAAACAACAACAUAAAGACCUUCAAGAAGAGAAUCAACGUAUUAAUUCGGAUUUCGGAGAAAAACUUCAAGAAAAAGAUGAGCAAUUGGAAAAGCUUCAACAAAAGGUUUCAAAUUUGGAAACUCAAAAAAAUGAGUUUGAAAUCAUUUCUCAAACUUUAGAAAAAACUUUAGAAUUGUUAGAAUUAGGUGGUGAACAAAAUAACAGUCAAACAUUAACAUUUCCUUUAAACGAUAAUGAUAGUAUUCAACUUGCAAAAAAUUUUACAAAUUCUUCCAAACAUUCUUGGAGCUCCUAUAAUAAAGAUAAUAUUCGAAUCGUGGUUGGAUUAGACUUUGGAACAACUUACUCUGGAUUUGCUUAUAGUCAUGUUAUUAAUCCACAAAACAUAAUUGCACAUGAUCAUUGGCGUGAAUAUAGUGGCUUUUCUAAAAUUAAUACGGUUCUUAAAUACGAUGAUGAAUAUGAAAAUGUUAUAUCAUGGGGCGCCACAGCUUUAGCUGAAAAGCCAACUCGAAGGAAAAAAGUUGGUAGUGUGCCGCCGAUUGAAUUGUUUAAAUUGCAUCUAAGUGAUUUACCCAAUAAGUUUAAACCGAAGCUUCCACUUUCACUUGACUAUAAAAAGGUUAUUACUGAUUAUCUUAGAGAAAUCGGAAAGGUCAUGAAGGAGGCAAUUGUAAUGAAGUGGCCGAACACUGAUUUAUUUAAAAACGUAUUAUUAGUUCUUACGUUUCCUGCAGAAUAUUCGGAAAAAGCAAGAUCGACUAUGAGAGAAUGCGUAUAUAAUGCAGGGUUGAUUAAUGAUAUAAAUUCAACAACAUUACAAUUCAUUACAGAACCCGCUGCAAUAUCAAAUUUCAUGGUUGUCGACUGUGGUGGUGGCACGGUAGAUCUGACUACUCGUAAAUUGAUUAAUAGAAAUCAUUUAGGUGAAAUCACUGAAAGAUCUGGGGAUUUCUGUGGAAGUACUUAUAUUGAUAAAGAAUUUAUUAUAUAUUUAAGUAGAAAACUUGGGCAUAGUGCUAUGGAAUUGCUCAAAGAAAACCAUUAUGGACAAAUGCAAAACUUAAUUCAAGAAUUUAAUAGACAAUGUAAAUUUCAAUUUACGGGAGAAGUCCAAAGCUUUAGACCUUAUAAUUUGUAUCUCGAUGAUACUAUUCCCGUGAUAAAGCAAUACAUUACUGGUGAGAAUAGAGCAAUUUUGGAAGAGACGGAAUGGGAAGUUGAACUUGGUUUUAAUGACAUAAAAUCAAUGUUUGACCCUGUUGUUGAAAAAAUUUUACGAUUGAUUCAUGCACAACUCGAUAGUUCUCUUGAAACAUGUUCGGCUAUGUUUUUAGUUGGAGGUUUAAGUGAAUCAAAAUAUUUACAAAAGAGAAUUAAGCAAGAAUUUCAACACAUAGUACGUAUCAUUUCAAUUCCUAGUAAACCUAUGGUUGCAAUUGAACGUGGAGCUGUGAUGUAUGGAUUAUCUAUGAAUUCAGAUUCAAAUGUCAUUGCUUCAAGAAUUCUUAAAUAUACUUAUGGUGUUAAAGUAAGAAAAUUCUGGACGAAAGACGAUCCAAUUCAUAGAAAAGUCCAUGAUGGGCGCAUUGAUAAAUUUGAUUGUUUGGCCAAGCGUGGUACUCCAAUGAAUGUUAAUCAAGAAAUUACGUGUACUUAUUUACCACUUUAUCCUACCCAAACAAAAGUAGUUUUUUAUCUAUAUUAUACUCAAGAAUAUGAUGCACAAUAUUGUGAUGAGCCUGGUAUGAAACUUUUAGGGAAACUUAACAUGGAUCUUCCUGGAGCAGGCCUUGAUAAACUUUCUUUCGGGUUGGCUUUUGGACAGAUGGAAGUUACCGCCACUGUAAAGAAUGAAACUAACGAACAAAAGUCCAAGAUUAAUUUCGAAUUCGACGUCUAA